AUGGGGCUCUGCACCUCCAAACCCUCCACGGACCGGAGCAUCCACGUCUCCUAUCCCCCAUCCGAGCCGCCGACCAACGCCGCGGUCGCCGUCGGCGACGGCGGCGUGGAGAGGCCGGAUGCGUCGAGUGCCGACGAGAGCUUGACCUCCGAUGAUCAGAGGAGGAAGGAGAGGACGGAGCUGGAGAAUGUCAAGAAGUCGCCGUUCUUCCCCUUCUACAGUCCCAGUCCAGCGCACUACUUCUUCUCGAAGAAGUCUCCGGCGAGAUCUCCUGCUCCGAAUGCUCCUACUGGGGGCAACUCCACGCCCAAGAGGUUCUUCAAGCGACCCUUCCCCCCGCCGUCUCCGGCGAAGCACAUACGAGCUGUUCUGGCGAGGAGGCAUGGUUCGGUUAAGCCCAACGAGGCGUCGAUCCCCGAAGGGAGUGAGGCGGAUGGGAUGGCUGCCCUGGAUAAGAGCUUCGGAUUCUCUAAGCAUUUUGGGAACAAGUACGAGCUGGGAGAUGAGGUUGGGAGAGGCCAUUUCGGAUACACUUGCGCAGCUAAAUUCAAAAAGGGCGAGCUCAAAGGACAGCAGGUUGCCGUCAAGGUCAUCCCGAAAGUGAAGAUGACCACAGCAAUUGCAAUUGAGGAUGUGCGAAGGGAGGUCAAAAUAUUACGAGCACUGACUGGACAUAAUAACCUGGUGCAAUUCUAUGACGCAUACGAGGACAGUGAUAAUGUCUACAUUGUAAUGGAGUUGUGUGAAGGAGGAGAGCUUUUGGACAGAAUUCUUUCCAGGGGAGGGAAAUAUUCAGAGGAGGACGCAAAGACAGUAAUGAUACAAAUAUUAAACGUUGUUGCAUUUUGCCAUCUACAGGGUGUGGUACACCGGGAUCUUAAACCUGAGAAUUUCCUCUUCACUACCAAGGAUGAGAACUCGCAACUGAAGGCCAUAGACUUUGGUUUGUCCGACUUCGUUAAGCCAGAUGAGAGAUUGAAUGACAUUGUUGGCAGCGCUUAUUAUGUAGCUCCUGAAGUUCUACAUAGAGCAUAUGGUACGGAGGCUGAUGUAUGGAGUAUAGGUGUGAUUGCUUAUAUUCUAUUAUGUGGCAGCCGCCCAUUUUGGGCACGGACCGAAUCUGGAAUCUUUAGAGCUGUCCUAAAAGCCGAUCCAAGCUUUGAUGAAGCGCCUUGGCCAUCCAUGUCUCCUGAAGCCCGGGACUUUGUUAAACGACUACUGAAUAAAGAUCCUCGAAAAAGAAUUACUGCUGCCCAAGCCUUGAGUCAUCCAUGGAUUAAAAGCUCUAAUGAUGUUAUUAAAGUUCCCCUUGAUAUAAUAGUAUUCAAGCUGAUGAAGUCUUACAUGCGUUCGUCAUCUCUUCGUAAAGCCGCUUUGAAGGCGUUAUCUAAAACGUUGACUGUGGAUGAACUAUUCUUUUUGAAAGAGCAGUUUGCUUUGUUGGAACCAAACAAGAAUGGGACAAUAAGUUUAGACAAUAUCAAAUCGGCAUUGAUGAAGCAUGCGACAGAUGCUAUGAAGGAAUCUCGGAUCCCUGAUUUCCUAGCGUCGCUGAAUGCACUCCAGUACAGAAGGAUGGACUUUGAAGAGUUCUGUGCAGCUGCAUUAAGUGUCCAUCAGCUAGAGGCUCUUGACAGGUGGGAGCAACAUGCUCGUUGUGCCUACGAGCUUUUUGAUAAGGAUGGGAACAGGGCCAUUAUGAUUGAAGAACUGGCAUCGGAGCUUGGCCUCAGCCCGUCUGUCCCUGUCCACGCAGUUCUGCAUGAUUGGAUUAGGCACACCGACGGGAAGUUGAGCUUUCUGGGUUUUGUGAAGUUGUUGCAUGGUGUGUCUAGCCGGACGUUUGUGAAAGCUCAAUAG
Messenger RNA from Linum trigynum, 1860 nucleotides. The record is from the annotation of a GenBank genome assembly. NCBI's taxonomy places the organism in Eukaryota, Viridiplantae, Streptophyta, Magnoliopsida, Malpighiales, Linaceae.